CUUCAAAAGCAAAGUGAGCACCAACACUUGCUCCUCACCCCGCCCACUGACUGCAUUAAGGGUCUCAUCACCACAUAUGCCAUAAGUUAAGCACAAUUAUCAGAGUACGGUCCUUGACAUCAACUCAGCUGCAGAAAUGAGUAAUCAAGGAGUGAUUUACACAGAACUGAAUCUUGGCAAGAACCCAAAGAAGCAACGAAGAAAAUAUAAGGACAUUAAAAGCUCCAUUUCAGUAACUGAGGAGGAAAUAACCUAUGCAGAUUUAAAUCUUCAAAAUUCUUCUCAAGAACAUCCAGGGAAUGACAAGGACAACCACUGCAAAGAGUUUCCAUCACCUCCAGAGAAGCUCAUUGCUGGGAUCCUGGGAAUCACCUGCUUUGUUUUAAUGGUCACUGUGGUGGUGAUGAUUACAGUUGUUAUUCCAUCUACUGUAUUACAGGAGGAGAAUAAUUCUUCCCUGAUAGGAACCCAGAAAGCAUAUCAUUGUAGACGUUGUCCAAAGGAAUGGUUAACAUAUUCGAAUAACUGUUACUACAUUAGCAUAGAAAAAGUGACUUGGAAUGAGAGUUUGGUGUCCUGUGCUUCUAAGAACUCUAAUCUGCUUUAUAUAGACAAUGAAGAAGAGAUGUCUUUUCUACAUUCCCUCUCACUUCUGUCAUGGGUUGGAGUCUUUCGUAAGAGCAAGGAUCAUCCAUGGGAAUUGAUAAAUGGCUCAACUUCCAAAUUAAAGGUAAAGGAAUCAUCAGAUGAUGAACGUAACUGUGCUAUGCUGUACUCAUCUGAGCUUAAAUCAGACAGUUGCGUAUCUUCGAAUACAUACAAUUGUAAACAUAAGCUUUAACAUUAAUAUACCUAAAUCUGAAGUCUGUCAGGUAAUUUUGUAUUUUAUGAGUGGAAAUAAUAUUAAGAUUGCUUUAGUCUUAGAAUGGAAUUAUAUCAUUUGUUUUAAUAACAAAAAUUUUCAAAAACAAUUAUUGAAUUCUAUUAUAUGCCAAAAAUAAAAAUAAUAAUUUGUGUCUGUCUUUUUUUACUCAAUAUUGUAUUCAUGACAUUCAACCUUUAUAAAGAUUCCAUGUUACCUGAGUCCAUUUCUGUGAAAUGCCAAAAACAGACAAACCUGUGGAAACAGUGUGGAUUAGUGGUUACCGAGGGCUAAGAUUAUGACGCAAUGGAACAUGACCACUACUAAGUAUGUGUUUUUUUUUUUCGGAGUGAUGGAAAUUGUUUAGAUUUCUGAUAGCAGUGAUGAUUGUAGCUAUGUGCAUAUUCUAAAAAUCACUGAUUUAUAGAAUUUAACAGUAUGAAUUUUAUGCUGGGUGCUUCAAUGAUGCUGUUAAAACAUUUUUUCCAGUAUUAUCUUUGAGAUUGCAUUGACUCAGGUAAAGUUUAGUCAUCCUUAUAAUAUUGACUUUUCUAGUAAAUAUCAUGCUAUGUCCUUCAACAUAUUAGGGUUAUUUAAUUUUUCUUGAUCACAUGUUCUUUUGAUAUUAGUCUUACAGAAAUUUAAGUAUUCACAAUAAUGGUUUUGUAAAUGACAUACUUAUUUUUAAAUGUAAAUUGAUUUUAGUAAUUUUUGUUGCUGCAAAUAAAAUUAUAAUUGAUGUUUGCAUGUUGAUCUUACA
Messenger RNA from Ictidomys tridecemlineatus (thirteen-lined ground squirrel), 1622 nucleotides. Its product is annotated as NKG2-A/NKG2-B type II integral membrane protein. Lineage: Eukaryota; Metazoa; Chordata; Mammalia; Rodentia; Sciuridae. Gene Ontology annotation, biological process: stimulatory C-type lectin receptor signaling pathway; positive regulation of natural killer cell mediated cytotoxicity. The record is from RefSeq and is a predicted model, not a curated record.